Molecule: messenger RNA, 2364 nt
Organism: Dichotomopilus funicola
Lineage: Eukaryota; Fungi; Ascomycota; Sordariomycetes; Sordariales; Chaetomiaceae
Exons: 2
Coding region: 1-2364 (787 amino acids)
Source: RefSeq, a predicted model, not a curated record
AUGUCCGCCAACAUGCAGUCCUCAGAGAGAAGCUCUCCGGGUCUUCUGGACAACCGUCCUAGUAGUGAUUUGGGCCCUUUAAAAGAAGCAGAAACUUCCACCAGGAACCGCCGGACUCGACGGGUCGCGCGCAACGCCGAGAGCUUCCGAUACAACCGCAAUCGUAGCGUUGCCCGAAGUAUCGCAACCCGGAUAAGAACUAGGAGUCUUGCACGGGCCGAGGCUGAGCAACAGAAGCAGCAACAACAACAACAAGAAGAAGAAGAACAGCAACAGCAACAGCAACAACAGGAGCAAGCAGAUAUAACAGCAAACGAAGCUCAAAAUAGCACGAUACCACCCCAAAUAAACGAAGCCGUCCCAAAAUGGAGACCAUCGAUCGCGCUUGGAUCACCGCUUUGGGUCGAAGGGGAGGAUCCCAACGCUAUCCAGAUAGCUGACCGCAAGGUGGCCCAAACCCGCCUCUGGGUUGAGCAUUACCAAGGCGUGCCGUACUUUGCCCAGGCAUAUCGAGAAGCCGUCGAGGCGAGAGCACAAAUGGACGAAUCCGCCGAGGAAAACACCCAGCCAAGGUCAACUCUCAAGUCCAUCCAUAACGCGGCCAUCCAAGACCGCCUGGAUGUACUCCGUUCCAUCCUCCAAGAUGCCCAAUUCCCCCCGGAGCGCGAAAACAUCAAAGCAGCCAUCGCCGGAUACGAGUCCGGCACCAUCCCCUACUCUGAUUCCUACACCCUCCUCUGGGCAGGCCGCAUCGUCGAUCGUUGCCUAGAUUUCCACGCCUUCACCCACGACCGCAGCACCCUCCUAGACCGCUACGCCGCCGAGUACGGACCUGGCUGGUUGUGGUACGAACCGCCACUGUCUUCCGCUGCAAACGGUGGCGGUAGCAAUAGCGGAAACGGCAGCCGAGCCAUGAGGGGAGGACCAACCGUCAUCGCCCGCAAGGGCUUCUGCCUCGAGAGCACGCCGAGCCGGCGCCAGGGCACCGAAAACAUGGGCCACUACAACAUUCGGAUGGGGUUCCGUCGGCGCAAACUCAACGUCGCCCGGCCCACGGCCAUCCUCAAGCAAGCCAUCCUCCACGGCAACGGCAACGGCCACAACCAUAAUCAUACCUCCUCACCCACCACCACCACCACCACCACCACCCCGCAAGACAACAACCACCACAACCUCCGCGUCAUCACCGACCCAACAACAGCACCAUCCACCUCCUCCAACCCCCCUUCCCUCCCACCAGCACCACCCCUGAGCACGCACAUCCCCACGAUCCCCCAACCCGACACCAGCAAACCAGGCUGCACCAUCCCGGACCCCGACGGCCCCCAAAUCCAAUUCAACAUGCUCCUCGACAGCGGCGCGACCCUCCCGACGCUCUGGGCCGGCGACCUGCCGCUGUUGGGGAUCGACCCGGCGCGGUAUGCGGCCCAGUCUGUGAGGAGGGUGAACACGGCUGAUUCGUCGCUGGUGUCGAGGGUGUAUGAGAUGGAUGUGAGGGUUUUUGGGGGUGGUGAGGUGGAGAGGGGGGAGAUCGGGAACGGUGGCAACAACGAUAACAACAGCAGCAGCAACGGUCACGGUUCGGGACGGACACCCCUCCCACACCAACAACAGCAGAAACCCCAACCAACACCUCCUCCACGACUAACAUCAGUAUCUUCCUCCUCCUCCUCCCCGGAAAAAGUAAAAGAAGCAGAACCCACCACCCUAAUCUGCACAAUCCCCGUCCUAGUCUUUCCCGGCGACUCCAAACAACCCAACGAAACCCCCGACAUCGCUCCCGACCGUCUCAGCGGUCUCCUCCCCUUCCACAUCUGCUACAUCUCCGGCGCAGCCGGCAGUUUCAAGCUCUGGAUGGGCGAAGAGCGCCGGGAUGUACUCGGCGCGGGUCGGUUGCCGGGUCAUGGGCGGUAUGGGGAGAUUCUUGGCGACCACAACAAUAUCAUCAAUAACAAGAUCAACGGCAGGAACAACACUAAUGGGGGUGGUACCGGGAGACCAUUCAAAAGAUUACCAGUAGCAACAACAAUCAAGCUAGAAAACUGGCGGAGCGAAUGCCUCAAGACCCCAGACCGAGUCGUGUUUGAGCACGAGCUGGAUGAUGGGAGCGCCGAAAGCGGUGUGCUCCGUGACGAGGACACCGUAGACGGCAACAUCAUCAUGCGAGCGCCACAGGGCGGUCUCGGCUUUGACACCCCUAGUCGUAGCAUGAAGCCUGACGGGAUCCAGGUUGUGGAUUUGCGUGGGAAGAGGCGUCGAAUUCAAAGAGACACCACUGAGUUCCAAGCGAACGUGGUUAAGCCGCAAACUAAGAGAAAGGCUGGGCGGGGAGGCCGCCACGGUCCAUCGUCCCUCGCCAACUGA